ACUGUUGAUUAGCAACAAGAUGGCCGUCGUUGCAUCGCGCUUCGAUCCAGCGCGUGAAUUUAGUCGUUCAGAAGCAGAAUUACAAGAUCAUGUACUUGAUAUUUAUGGUACUAAAGAGCAUGAAGUGGAUUUAUUCAGACCAAAUAUUGCUGAUCAGCACAAGGUGGGAUUCUUUACGCUGGAUAGAUGUUCCCAGACAGAAGUAUCCGAGGUUGUGGACCUCAAGGAAAUGACCGAGGUCCUACAAAUCCUGCUGCAGGAUGUGACAAAUCUUCGUCGAGACAUUAACCUAACCAAGCAUGUCAUGCAGGCAGACUACGAGUCCAAAUUACAGGAAAAAAGUCUGGAAUUGUAUGUCAGAAUAAAUGAGAAGGUGAAAGAAUUGGAGAGAAUCCACGAGGAUAGGGUGUCCACCGUCAGACGGGCCUUCCGACAGCAGCUGUCAGAUGCCAUUGCUAGAGUCGCUGUUCUGUACAAUAAAAAUCUCGAAUCAAAGAUAAAGAAAGAGAAAAGAAAGCAAGAGGAAGGUCAGGACAAACACGACGAGAAAUACAAGGAAAUGCAGGCCACAAUCCAGCGGAACGAGACCGUUAUACAGAUGCUGAAAAUGCAGCUGGCACAGUUCCAGCAGCGACGCAACAGUGAAGUAGAGAGCCCGGAAAUUUCCUCCGAUCGACCAUCGAACACGACAGCAGCCUCUCCUGUUCCAUCACUGGACCCGCAGAAGAAGUCAAAGAAGGAGCCAUCACCCACAAAGGAACGUGCCCCUCCCCCACAAAAAGCCAAAUCACCCCCUCCUUCUCCCUCCCCCAAACCACCCCCAAAACAAGUUGCCAAAAAGAUGCCCCCAGUGAUUGAGGAAUUGUCUGUGAAGUCUAAAUCCCCCAGUGUGAAUGAGGAAUUUGAGGCACUCAAGGAAGAAUGUGAUGGUCUUCACAGGAGGGUGGACCGCCUCGAGGAGGCACUGGAUAUCAAGGACAAUGAAAAUGUCAACUUAAUGGAGCAAGUAAAUCAGCUAAAUUCCAAUCUAGAAAAAGAGAAAAUCAUGGUGGAUCAGCUGAAAUAUGAAGCAGAGGAAACCAAGAAACUGGCAGAAAAAGAGAAAGAGUCAUCAAAAUCUCAGGCAGAGGCUCUGCUGGCGAAACAGAAACAGGAAAUGCAGAGGAUGAUGGAUGAACAGAUUCGACGAGCAAAGGAAGAGGCUGAAAAUGCCAGACUAGAAGAGGCAAGAUCAUUGAAAGAAGCAGAAGGUGGUAAAAUCAAGUUACUGAUGGACCAGAAGAAACAGCUGGAGCAGGAGCUGAUGCAGGAGAGGAAGAAGAACUCUACAAAAUCUCAGGAGGUUGUAGACGAGGAAAAAUACAAAAAGGUGGAGCAAAAACUGAGGGAUGAAAUUCUAAGACUUAAAAAAGAGAUAGAAAGAAUACAUCGCACAUGGGAAAAGAAGUUUGCCAUUUUACAGCAAAGCUUGCAUGCCUUGAAGGAUGAGAGUUACAUCAGACAGACUCUGCAGAGACAGGCUGCAGCGUUGCACCAUGCUGCUGUCAGCUAUGCUGCAGACACUCCGGCAGGAAUUGUACCCCAGAAGCCUCAGUCUUACCCCAGAAAACCUGUCAUUCCUGAUAUCCCAAAGAAACCCCAACCCUCCAAUACUCCAGCCAUAAACGUUAAUGCCUCUGCUGGUGGGAUGGGGAUGCCCGACAAGGAUUAUAUCUCAUACACUGUCUCCGCCCCAAGUGGGCGGGGCACUGCCAUGCUGUCCGUGGAUGAAAAUCAAGUGAUGUCAGAUGGAGAACAAAUGCCAGAAGAUGUAGACCACAUUCCCCCUCCACCAAUACGUCGUCAGGAAAGUCCUGACAAUGCUUUCACCAAGACGGAGGAUGGACUCUACUCAUCACAAUCACAACCAAUGGCAACCCCAACAAUAUCUGGCCAAUAGAAACAGACGUUACAAUAAUCACUGGUGACAGACAACCAAUAAAAAUGAAUGUUAUAUGAGCAUCUGUGAUAUUGAUGAUGUGCAUGUACAAUUAUUAUCCAAUGAUGGUUUAAAAUUAUUGGAGCUUCUAGACCCUGGAAAAAAAAGAUCCCAGCAGAAAAAUAGCAUUCUGUCACUGUCAGAGGAAGGAACCAAACAUCUAGUUUCUUAUAUGACAGUAAACUUGCCAGUUCUGCAACGUAAUAUUGAAAAGUCAGCUCACAGGACAGAUUUCUGUGAUGUAAGCCAUUUUUGAAUUUGGAGAUUACGAUGUAUUUGAUGUGCAAGAUGUUGAAGUGGAACAAUGUACUCCAAAGUAAUAAAUUGUUAAUGAGAGGUAGCGUGAUAAAUCGUCCUGUAACCCAGUGUGGGGAUACUGACUGUUGGUCAUUUGGGAAAAUGAUAAAAACCUGUGAUAUUUCAAGCCUGUAAUUUUCAAUUCUGUGUAAACUGUAAAGGAUUUUAUGAAAACUUGUAUAGUAUAUUUCAUGAAAGUAUUUUGCAUUAAUGAUAUGAAAUCUAGCUGAUCAAUCUACUGCUGAAUGUCUUGUUGACCCCCUUUUUGUGAUACUGAUAUAUGUAAUAUUGCUGUGAUAUCUGUAUUACAGGUUUUUUGUUUUUACACCAUGUAUAAUGCUACCUUUAAUAAAUUGUGAUAUCUGA
Molecule: messenger RNA, 2641 nt
Organism: Ostrea edulis (European flat oyster)
Lineage: Eukaryota; Metazoa; Mollusca; Bivalvia; Ostreida; Ostreidae
Exons: 21
Coding region: 20-1939 (639 amino acids)
Source: RefSeq, a predicted model, not a curated record